UACCAAAGAAAAAAAAUGGUUAAAAAAAAAAAAAAAAAAAAAAAAACCAGCGCCAGCUUCCUGCCCAGCCCCGGGGGCCCUGGCCCGCUCCCAGGUGGGGGGCCCCGUGGCGGGAACAGUGUCUCCCCAGGCUCUGCUGAGGACCUCUGCCAGCAAACUGCCUCUCCAACCCGCACCGGCAGGUCCCUCAGCUGCCUCCCCAGUUAUGUAAGCAUCACACAGGUGGGCAGCUGGGGCUCCGUGCCAUGUGGGUCAGAGGUAUCCAGGGCCACACCUCACCUGCAGCCCCAGGGCGGGCUGGGCGGGUCCCCACGCACGCCCAGCCCCACUGCCUCAUCACCCAGAACCCCGGGCACAGCGGCCGCGGGCUCCCAUUCGCACCAUGCAUUAGCCGCGGGAGCAGAGGGGGUGCGAGCCCUGUGCCUGCCGCCGUGCCCGGGAGGAAGGUUCUUAACCAGACUGCUGCCGGGUGGGCCCAAGUGUGUUUGCAAACUUAGUUUGAAUCUGCAGUACCAGCAAGGAGUAAGGCCGAAUGUCAGAAGCAGCUCCCUGACUGACAGGCAGACGCUGACCAAGGAGUCCCUGAGCCACACGCUCGAGCCCCUGGCCCAGGAGAAGGCCAACGAUGUGCAGGUGGACGGCCCAGAGGAGGCGCUCUGGACCACUCGGGCCGACGGGCGCGUGCGCCUGCGCAUGGACCCCGGCUGCUCGCAGCUCCCGUACACCGUGCACCGGAUGUUCUAUGAGGCGCUGGACAAGUACGGGGACCUCAGCGCCCUGGGCUUCAAGCGCCAGGACAAGUGGGAGCACGUCACCUACUUCCAGUACUACCUGAUCGCCCGCAAGGCUGCCAAGAGCUUCCUAAAGCUCGGCCUGGAGCGAGCCCACAGCGUGGCCAUCCUCGGCUUCAACUCCCCGGAGUGGUUCUUCGCGGCGGUGGGCACUGUAUUUGCGGGCGGCAUCGUCACCGGCAUCUACACCACCAGCUCCCCGGAGGCCUGUCAGUACAUCGCCCGGGACAGCCGCGCCAACGUCAUCGUGGUGGACACGCAGAAGCAGCUGGAAAAGAUUCUGAAGAUCUGGAAGAAUCUACCGCAUCUGAAGGCCGUGGUGAUGUACCGGGAACCCCCUCCUAAGCCGAUGGCCAACGUGUACACGAUGGAGGAGUUCAUGGAGCUGGGAGAGGACGUGCCCGAGGAGGCCCUGGACGCCAUCAUCGCUGCCCAGCAACCCAACCAGUGCUGCGCGCUGGUCUACACCUCGGGCACCACUGGCAACCCCAAGGGCGUGAUGCUGAGCCAAGACAACAUCACGUGGACAGCCCGCUACGGCAGCCAGGCAGGCGACAUCCAGCCCGCGGAGGUCCAGCAGGAGGUGGUGGUCAGCUAUCUGCCCCUCAGCCACAUUGCCGCCCAGAUCUACGACCUGUGGACGGGCAUCCAGUGGGGGGCACAGGUCUGCUUCGCCGAGCCCGACGCCCUGAAGGGCAGCCUGGUGAACACCCUGCGCGAGGUGGAGCCCACGUCCCACAUGGGGGUGCCGCGGGUGUGGGAGAAGAUCAUGGAGCGCAUCCAGGAGGUGGCGGCUCAGUCUGGCUUCAUCCGGCGCAAGAUGCUUCUGUGGGCCAUGUCGGUGACCUUGGAGCAGAACCUCACCUGCCCUCACAGCGACCUGAAGCCCUUCACGAGCAGGCUGGCGGAUUACCUGGUGCUGGCCAAGGUGCGCCAGGCGCUGGGCUUCGCCAAGUGCCAGAAGAGCUUCUACGGGGCGGCCCCCAUGACGGCGGAGACACAGCACUUCUUCUUGGGCCUCAACAUCCGGUUGUACGCGGGCUACGGCCUCAGCGAGACCACGGGCCCCCACUUCAUGUCCAGCCCCUACAACUACCGGCUCUACAGCUCGGGCAAGGUGGUGCCAGGCUGCCGGGUGAAACUGGUGGGCGAGGACGCCGAGGGCAUCGGCGAGAUCUGCCUGUGGGGCCGCACCAUCUUCAUGGGCUACCUGAACAUGGAGGACAAGACGAGCGAGGCCAUCGACGCCGAGGGCUGGCUGCACACGGGCGACGCCGGCCGCCUGGACGCCGACGGCUUCCUCUACAUCACCGGGCGCCUGAAAGAGCUGAUCAUCACGGCCGGCGGGGAGAAUGUGCCCCCGGUGCCCAUCGAGGAGGCGGUGAAGACGGAGGUGCCGAUCAUCAGCAACGCCAUGCUCGUCGGGGACCAGAGGAAGUUCCUGUCUAUGCUGCUCACCUUGAAGUGCACUCUGGACCCGGACACCUCGGACCCCACGGAUAACCUGAGCGAACAAGCCUUGGAGUUCUGCCAGAGGGUGGGCAGCCGGGCCACCACGGUGUCGGAGAUCGUGGGGCGGCGGGACCAGGCCGUGUACCAGGCCAUAGAGGAGGGCAUCCAGAGAGUGAACAGCAACGCGGCCGCCCGGCCCUACCACAUCCAGAAGUGGGCCAUCCUCGAGCGGGACUUCUCCAUCUCGGGUGGAGAGCUGGGUCCCACGAUGAAACUGAAGAGGCUCACAGUCCUGGAGAAGUACAAGGACAUCAUCGAUUCCUUUUACCAAGAGCAAAGAAAGUAGCCGGGGCCCGGGGUUCCGGCUCCUGCUGCGUAGGUCCAUGGCGGCAGGCCUUUUGAGCCAAUUCCUGAGCUCCGGCUCCCUUCAGUCUGGGCCCAGAGCUUCCGGCAGGUCUGCCUGGCGUCCUGGUGGGGGCGUGGCACAGCCGGGUCCACGCCGACAGCUGACAAUCUUCGUGUGUGGAUAGUUUCAGUACUGCUUUUGGUUCAGGUGACAAAUGAGAUCAGCUUCCCUUCCAGAAGUGAAGGGCCCGUCAUUUGGGGCCUUCGUCCCGGGUAGAUUUAACGAGCUGCUAGCGCCCCUAACAGCCGGACCCCUGGUGGGCUGCGGUGGGCGGGGCCUGGGGAGAGCAGUCCCUGCUCAGCUGUGCACUGGCUGCCUGGGAGCCCACCCCUCCGCCUCACCAGCCGGCUUGAUGCGUAACAAAGCUAUUUGAUUAUAUUUAAUGUGUCAUUUGAAUAUUAAACCUUUUAACACAACUGUC
Molecule: messenger RNA, 3070 nt
Organism: Oryctolagus cuniculus (rabbit)
Lineage: Eukaryota; Metazoa; Chordata; Mammalia; Lagomorpha; Leporidae
Gene: ACSBG1
Product: acyl-CoA synthetase bubblegum family member 1
Cellular component (GO): membrane; endoplasmic reticulum
Molecular function (GO): long-chain fatty acid-CoA ligase activity
Source: RefSeq, a predicted model, not a curated record